This is a messenger RNA of Asparagus officinalis (garden asparagus), 601 nucleotides long. RefSeq lists its product as uncharacterized. NCBI's taxonomy places the organism in Eukaryota, Viridiplantae, Streptophyta, Magnoliopsida, Asparagales, Asparagaceae. The transcript has a single exon. The record is from RefSeq and is a predicted model, not a curated record. The coding region runs from base 117 to 350 and encodes 77 amino acids.
CAUUCGUCUGCCUAAACCCAACUACCCUCUCUCUCUCUCUCUGUGUAAAUAAAAGUCCACCUUCGCUCUCUCUCUCUCUCUAGGGUUUCUCUCUCUCAUCGAUCGAGGCUGAAACAAUGGAGAAUUCUUCCAUCACCUCCUACGAGAAGCUGGAUCGCGCCGCGAACUGGGUCGUCACGAGCGUCGCCUCCGCGUUCUUCGCCUCACUGGAGCGAUUCUCCUGCAUCAAUCUCAGCACCAGCGACAUCGACGACGAAGACGACGAGGCCAACGAUCGCUCGAUGAUGUUCUCGAAGAUCGAUGCGAUCGAUGAUGCCGAAUCCGAUCCCGACAACUGGUCUCUGGUUUGAUUCGAUCGACAAAUUUGUUCGUUUUUAGUUGUUAGGUUUGUUAUUUUUUGUUAAUUGUUGCUAUGAUUACCGAUUUCGGCUUAGAAUUCUUGAAAUAUGAUUUCUUUUUACUGCCACGUGCAAUAAAAAAACCCCUUAACCCAUAAUAGUUGUUAAAUUGGUAAUUUCUAAACAGUUUUAGGUUUUAGGGUUAACUUGUGGUGCAUGUCAGAGGAUUAAAUUUAAAUUCACAACUAUCCUUGUUUUAUUUU